Molecule: messenger RNA, 1827 nt
Organism: Scheffersomyces coipomensis
Lineage: Eukaryota; Fungi; Ascomycota; Pichiomycetes; Serinales; Debaryomycetaceae
Product: MFS transporter
Exons: 1
Coding region: 1-1827 (608 amino acids)
Biological process (GO): transmembrane transport
Cellular component (GO): plasma membrane
Molecular function (GO): transmembrane transporter activity
Source: RefSeq, a predicted model, not a curated record
AUGUCAACACCAAAUCCAGAGGUAGAAUCAGAUUUACCAGUUGAUGCAAAUCCAAUUACUGAACUUAAAUCUUCUGAUUAUGAUAAACCAAUAGCUGAAAAACUUUCUGAUAAAAAUGAAAGUACAGACAUAAACAGUAACAAUGAAACAUAUCAAGAUGAUUUCGAAGCUAACGCUUAUAGCGGUGCCAAAUUAAAUGAUUCAAGUGAAGAUAUGGGUGAUGAAUUGUCCCGUUUGGAAUCAAAUGCUCAAAUUUCCAGAACUUUAAGUAGAAGAAUAACUGGUAGUGAACUGUUUUAUUCUGAUGCUCAAAAAAGUAAUGAACCAAUGCCUAAAAUGGGUGGGGGUAGAGAUUAUCCUCCUCCUUUAAUAGCUGAUAGGACUGCAUACCAAGUUCAGUUUGAUGGUCCUGAUGAUCCAACUCAUCCUCAAAAUUGGUCUUCUGCAGAGAAAUUCAUAAUUUGUUGUAUUGCUUGUUUUUCAGCAUUCUCAAUUGCUGUUGGUUCUGCCCUUUUCUCUCAAGCUCAAUUAGACUUGAUGGAAAUUUAUCAUAUUGGAUGGACAGUUGCAAGUUUAACUACUUCCCUUUUUGUGUUUGGUUUUGCAUCAGGUCCAAUUAUUUGGGGUCCUUUAUCCGAAUUAUAUGGUAGAAGACUUCCUCUUAUAAUUUCAUCUAUUGGUUAUGUUUGUUUUUGUUUUGGGGUUGCUACUGCUAAAGAUAUUCAAACUAUUAUGCUUUGUCGUUUCUUUGCUGGAUUUGUGGGAGCUGCACCUUUAGUGGUGGCACCAGCUAUUCUUGCUGAUAUCUUCAAUACUAAACAAAGAGGUCCUGCAAUUUCUAUUUUUGCUAUGGCUCUUUUUGGUGGUCCAAUGAUUGCACCAAUCUUAGGUGGUUAUACCGUUAGAAAUACAAGUCUUGGAUGGAGAUGGACAGGUUAUUUUAUUGCCAUAAUUGCAUCUGCAUCUCUUGUAUUAACUGUUUUCUUUUUGAAAGAAACUUAUCAUGCAUUAAUUUUAUCUGAAAAAGCUGAAAAAUUAAGAAGAAGAACUGGUAAUUGGGGUAUUUAUGCUCCUCAUGAUGAAUUCAAAUUAUCACUUAAAGAAAUUUGUGAAAAGAAUUUAACAAGACCUAUCAUUAUGUUAUUCACUGAACCAAUUCUUUUCUUGGUUACUCUUUAUAAUGCUUUUAUUUAUGGUAUGUUAUAUUUAUUCUUGACUGCCAUUCCUUUAAUCUUUGAAGGAACUUAUCUUUGGAAACCAGGUAAUGCUGAAUUACCUUAUCUUUCUAUGUUUCUUGGUACUUUAGUUGGUGGUUUAGUUUCAAUUGCUUUUGAAGUUAGAUUUAAUAAAAUUAUGGAUAAAAAUAGAGGAAUUCCAGUACCAGAAGAAAGACUUGUAUCAAUGAUGGCUGGUGCUGUACUUUUUGUGGUUGGUAUCUUUUGGUUAGGUUGGAGUGGAGGUUUUGGCACUAAAGUUCAUUGGAUUGUUCCAACUCUUGGUGCUUUUCCAGUUGGAAUGGGUUUGAUUUUAAUCUUUUUACCAUGUCUUAAUUAUAUCAUUGAUUGUUACUUGAUCUACGCUGCUUCUGCCAUUGCUGGUAAUACAUUUUUAAGAUCUGCUUUCGGUGCUGCUUUCCCAUUAUUCGCUAAACAAAUGUUUGAUAAUAUGAAAAUUAAAUGGGCUGCAACUUUAAUUGGUUGUCUUUCAGCUGCAAUGCUUCCAGUUCCCUUCUUAUUCUAUAAAUAUGGUGCUCGUUUAAGAAAGAUGUCCAAAUAUUCCAUGGAUCUUGAAUUGAUUUAUGGUGCUGGAGGUGCUGCUAGCCAUUAA